This is a messenger RNA of Leptosia nina, 915 nucleotides long. Lineage: Eukaryota; Metazoa; Arthropoda; Insecta; Lepidoptera; Pieridae. The record is from the annotation of a GenBank genome assembly.
AUGAGCGAGGCGGAGGCUGUCGACGAUUUGCGUAAGAAACUGGAACACUACAUGAGACAGUAUGAACCCAUAGAUGGUACUGUGGAGAACAUAAGCUUCGCGAGGGUGGAGAACAUGGGGGAAACGGUAACCGCGCACAAGGUGGCCGGUCAGAAGGAAUCCGGUAUUCUCGGCUACUUGUCCGGGAUGCGCGCGCUACCACAGACGAUAUAUUUCACUCGGCACGGUGAGAGUGAGUACAACGUGCUGGGACGAAUCGGAGGCGACGCGAACCUCUCUCCUCGUGGCCAGAAGUAUGCGCAUGCGCUGUCUGAAUAUAUCAACGCCAUAGCUGGCCAAGAGCCGAUGGCCGUUUGGACUUCGGAGCUACGCCGCACCAAGCAGACUGCCGCUGAAAUAAUGGCACCAAAACGUGCUGUCAGAGCUCUUAACGAGCUGGAUGCGGGCAUUUGCGAGGGCCUCACAUACGAAGAGAUGCAAGAGCGGUUCCCCCAGGAGUUCGCCUGGCGCGACCAAGACAAACUUCGCUACAGAUACCCGUGGGGAGAAUCCUACAUCGAUAUCAUGACGAGGCUUCGUCCAGUCCUCUCCGCUUUGGAGGACGAAGACAAUGUCGUUGUUGUCGGACAUCAGGCUGUGCUGCGGUGUAUGCUGGGAUACUUCCUUGACGCUAAACUGGACGAGUUGCCAUAUAUGACCGUGCCCCUUCACACCAUAGUUAAGUUGACAUCAUAUGGCUACAAGUACAAGGUGGAAAUGAUCAAAUUGCCGAUAGAAUGUGUUGAUACGCAUCGCAAACAGCCUAAGAAUUGCUCUAUAACCAGGACAUCAGCGGACGCGUUGCUGACGGUGCCGUCUCACUACGACACCCUCCCGUCAAACCUAUGGCAGAACUCGACCGAAGCCCAACUUUAG